This is a messenger RNA of Pocillopora damicornis (cauliflower coral), 2812 nucleotides long. RefSeq names its product EGF domain-specific O-linked N-acetylglucosamine transferase. Lineage: Eukaryota; Metazoa; Cnidaria; Anthozoa; Scleractinia; Pocilloporidae. The record is from RefSeq and is a predicted model, not a curated record. Gene Ontology annotation, molecular function: protein O-acetylglucosaminyltransferase activity. Gene Ontology annotation, cellular component: endoplasmic reticulum lumen.
AUGAAGGCCUCUGUCACAGCACUUGUGAUGUUCAUUCUAUUUAUGGACUUCAGUAAAGUUGCUUCCGUCUGGGAUCUCCGAAAUGUUAACGUUCCACCAAGCCAUAUUCCUUAUUUCCUGAGGAAGAAAGCCGGUAAAAUGGGACUCUGCAGCAAUGGAGCUUGCCAGGAUGGAGAGUCAAAAAACAUGCCAUGUUGGGGAUAUGAAGAUGAUUGUAAUCCACUGAAUCAGUUUUCCAAGCCACGCUGUAUUCAUCUUCAUCAGCCUUGGGCUAAAACUAUGGAGGAUCAAGUCCAGUUGUUUUGGGAACAAGGAGACUUUGGUUACAUCAAGAAAAUGAAAAGUCAAGUUAUGGAAUUGUGUCAGCCCAAGGAGCUGGGAGAUUCAUCAUUGACCUGCACUGCUAAUCUGUGGUACUGCCAUGCAACAAACAUAUAUUUUGAUUUAAAAAAUUUUAACCCAGAUGCUACCAAUGACAGGUUUCGCGAAGAUGUGUUGAAAGAGGGGGAGGUUGGAGGUCACUGUCAUUUUAAGAAAGACUUACACAAGAAUCAGAAUAAAAACAAAAGUCCUCUGCAGUCAUGGUUUGCUGAACUAGAGCACUUUACAUCACUUUCUGUUAAACCCUUACAGGCUGGACUUUGUGAUGUUAUAGUGAAUAGACCGACUGUUUUUAUGAAAUUGGAUGCAGGUAUCAACUUGUAUCACCAUUUUUGUGACUUUGUGAACCUUUAUGUAACUCAGCACAUGAAUGGAAGUCUUAGCACUGAUAUCAAUAUUCUCAUGUGGGACACGAGUUCUCUUACAUACCGCGAUCUCUUCUCUGAAACAUGGAAGGCAUUUACCCAGCAUCGCAUUAUACGGUUAAGUGAAUAUGCUGGAAAACGGGUUUGUUUCAAAGAUGCUGUGUUUUCAUUCAACCCAAGAAUGAUUCGUGGGCUAUACUUCAACAUGCCAUUGGUUCCAAGCUGUGUUGGAAGCGGUCUUUUUAAAGCUUUUUCAGAGCAUAUGCUACAUCGCCUCAGUGUAAUACAAGACAAUCAUAGAGAAGAUGAAUUUAGAAUAACACUGUUGGAUCGAAGCACAAAGUAUCGCAGAAUUCUAAAUAGAGAUGAGCUCGUGGGUGCAAUGAUGAAUGUUCCAAUGUUUAAAGUGAAAGUUGUUGAUUACACUUGGAAAAUUCCAUUCUUGGAACAAUUAAAGAUAACGCACAAUUCCGACAUAUUUAUUGGAAUGCAUGGAGCAGGUCUCGCGCAUGCGCUGUUUUUACCGGAUUGGGCAGUACUUUUUGAACUGUAUAAUACCGAAGACCCUGAGUGUUACAGUGACUUAGCAAGACUAAGGGGCGUCAAUUACAUCACGUGGGAACACAACGAGAAGCUUUAUCAGGAAGACGAGGGACAUCAUCCAACCUUAGGAGCUCAUGCUAAAUUUACAAAUUAUGCCUUCAAUGUGGACGAGUUCAUGAGGUUGGUAUACAAGGCGGCAGAUGCAGUUAAAGAAAGUCGCCAUAAACUGUUGAACAGCACUCUAAGUAGCAUUCUUAAUGAGAGAUCUACCAGCAAGUCGAGAGACGAGCUCUGAGAUGGCGACAUGAAGCUUCGUUAGAGUGAGUGAAAGGUUCAGUACAUCAGUAUGGCAUGAACUUCCGGUACGUGGGGGUUAGUCGUGAAGGGGACUGUCAACGAUAACAGUGACAGAUUGUCAUGUCGACCUCCACGCCGUGCCUCACUUUAUAUGACAAAAAAAGGCUUACAAAGGGGGGAUCACGAGCACCUCAGGACCCCCCACCUAGCUACGCUAUUGAUUCAUGUGAACGUUUACCAUCAUUUUUGCCUGGAAGGUAUACCAGUGCAUCGCACGUUACACUCCUUACCUCGGCCUCCCUCCCGGCCUCCCACCCUUCAGCCUUCAGCAUUUUUCAUCAGGUUCCCUGUCAGAUAACCGGUGUCUAUCUUUUGUGCUGUUCGGAGAGAGGCCCUGGGAGAAUUAAAUGACGACGUGAUUGAACUCGGGUCGCAAAGGAACACGGGAUCUUGUCACUUGGCUCUAAAAUGGUCUAUUUUCUUAAAUAUUUAAUCGAGCCAUUGAACAUACCCAGAAGGUAAAACUUCUUAAGUUUCUCUUAAAAGAUUUUCGCGGUAAUCGUUUUACUAUUAAACAAUUCCAUUGUCUAUCAGCGAUAGUUCCUGAUCCAUUUAAAUACUGACUGGAGAAUCUUCAAGGGUCAUCCUUAUGAUUACUAUGGACAUACUAGAUAAGAAUUUUUUUUCCAAAUUUGACCGCAUGCGCGCAGUUAAAAUGAGACUACAUUGCAAUAGCAGCUGGGUUUUAUUUGGUCAGCUACAUUGUAAUUCUUUUGACGUAUGGCUGGUCAGAUACUAAAACAUAAUUGUCAAAGGUUCCGUAUGAAUGAUGGAAAUUGUUAAUUAUAAAUCGUGCAUUUAAGUUAUUGCUCUUUUGUCAGUUGGGCAGCUGAUUACUGUAAAAUUGUUUGUCAGUUUGUGCGUAGCAUAGACUGACAUAAAAUAGCUUAACUGCGGACGUGAAGCAGCUCAGUUCGUUAUUUUUUGUGGGAUGUCGUCGAAAUGGACAUUUCAAGCGCUACCGUGGUUCGAGAGAUAUAUUUGUGCCGUAUUUUUUAUGUUAUUGUCCUCAUUACAACUGGUAUACAUCUAUUGAUUUACAUCUAUAAAUGUUGAUAUUUUAGUGUUUCUUAUCUAAACGCUGCACUUGGUAUUUGUCAAGAAUAAUUUUAAUUCACCAUGAAGUUUGUUUUACAUCAGAGUACAGCAAACAUGCGACAGAAGGA